This is a messenger RNA of Rosa chinensis, 680 nucleotides long. RefSeq lists its product as uncharacterized. The transcript is spliced from 2 exons. The coding region runs from base 329 to 640 and encodes 103 amino acids. The record is from RefSeq and is a predicted model, not a curated record. Lineage: Eukaryota; Viridiplantae; Streptophyta; Magnoliopsida; Rosales; Rosaceae.
UCCGCCUCUUCCUCUUCCUGCUUAACCCUCCGUUCAGAUCUAGUCCUCGGAAGGCUUUUCUCUCAAAGACAAUGUUUUUUUAAUUUGGGCUUUUAGGGUUCUUCUGGUUUUGGGGUUUUUCUGGAAGAUCUCAAUCAAUGAAAGCUGUAAAGUUAAAUUUUGUGGAAAAUUUCUUCAUCUGCAGAUUACAAAGCUUAUAUUGAAGAAUCUUGGAUGGAUUCCGAUUCCUUCAAUAUUUCGUUGGAUUUUCUCUAUCACUGGAGAACCUAUCUGGUAUUGAGAGUUUGGUUUCCCAAGCUGUUGUUCAUAGUUCAUUCGCCACUAAAAUAUGGAGACCCUUUUCAGGGUUGUGUGCUCCUCAUUCCCAGCAAGUCCUCCAAUCCCUCAUCGCUCACUUUCCACUAGAAACCCAUCUGUCUCGACCCUCAAAAUAGGCCCAUCUCCUGUGAGUGAGCUUGCAGAAGAGGACGUGCUGCAGACGUUCUUCAAGGAAAGACAGUUGAAUGGAGACUUCAUAUCAAGACUUUCUGAUGUGUUUUGGCAGAGGGAGUUUACGAAUUUUGUUGAUGGUCAUGGUGUUAGUGACAUUGAUGACACGACUACUCUACAACAAGCAGAAGAGCAAGUACAUGACCUCUAGCUCUUUUUAACUUUUUCGCAAACCUGAAUUUUAUUGAUCG